Purpureocillium takamizusanense is the source of this 1896-nucleotide messenger RNA. RefSeq lists its product as uncharacterized. Lineage: Eukaryota; Fungi; Ascomycota; Sordariomycetes; Hypocreales; Ophiocordycipitaceae. The record is from RefSeq and is a predicted model, not a curated record. The transcript has 2 exons. Bases 215 to 1633 code for a protein of 472 amino acids.
AUUUUCGUGCGAAUUGGUCCGGGCCUCCGAGAAAGGCGUGGGUUCCGCCUGUUGGAAGACGGGCGGCGUUUUCAAUCACUCCCGACGCGGGAAGUUCGCUCAUCCAUUUCCUCGGCAAAUGGAGCGUCGUUAGUGAUAUGCCACGUUUGAAGUAGUCGUAGCUUUUGAUACCCACUUACACACACACACGCACGCACACCACCUCGGGGACAGGAUGAUUCCACACACCCCGGGCCCGCGCAGCCUCGUCACAGCAUUUGUCAUGCGAACAGGCCCUCCUCCGCUGCGGCCGGGGCAUUGGAGCCGCUGUCGUCUCCAUGGCUGUGGUGGUGCUCGUGGCUGGAGCUGGGCCACCACCGGCCGACGCGGAGGAGGAGGAGGCGACGGCGGCGGCGGCGGCAUCGGCGACAGACGGCCGGGGGGAGAGCGCGGCGCGUCGUCGUCGUCGCCCGUGUCUUUGUCGUCGUCGAUGAGACGCCGGCGGCCGCUACUGCUAGGUGUGCCCCGGGCCCUUUGCGUCAUCGAUAGCGCGGCGUUUGCUAUAAACUCUGUGCCUGCUGCCGCGGCGGCGGGAGUCGCGCGACAGCAGAAGCAGCUAUCCCGACAAUUGCAACAGCAGCAAAAACAACAUCGUCGCUUUACUUUGUCUAGACAUUUUCAGCUCGAGCCGCAUCGGCCAUCCAGACCACGGCGGAAACAUAGCUCCCGGGUUGUGGUUCUUUUCGGAGUCGCCCUAGCAGCAGCAGCAGCAGCAGCAACAACACCACUCGUGUCAUCGUCGACGCCAGCUACCAUGUCGGCCGAGCUCAUCCCGUCCAACCCGGCCGACGUCAUGGUCAUCCGGAACGUGACGCCCAACGUGGCCACGUUUUCGGUGCCGUUUCUGCGCUUUGGCAAGAUUAAGAUUGGCGGUCGAGGGACUGUCGUCAAGCUCAGCUCGGGCGCGCUGGCCGUCUUCUCGCCCACGGCGCUGACCGACGACGUCAAGGCCAAGGUGGCGGAGAUGGGCGGGCAGGUGGCGUACAUUGUCGCGCUCGACUUUGAGCACCACAUCUUCAUCUCCGAGUGGUCCAAGGCGUACCCGGGGGCCAAGCUGGUGGGCGUCGAGGGCCUGCAGGAGAAGCGCGACAAGGCGGCGGCGGCGGGCGGCGACGCCAAGAUCGGGACGGAGCGCUUCGACGUCGUCUUCACAAAGGCCAACAAGCGGGAGACGCGCAUCGGGGCCGACUUUGACGUCGACUUUGACUACGAGUACGUCGACGGCCACCCCAACCUGGAGCUCGUCUUCCUCUACCGGCCCGACCGCGUCCUCGUCGAGGCCGACCUGCUCUUCAACCUGCCCGCCACCGAGCAGUACAGCCGCGUGCCCGAGGCCGAGCGCAACAAGAGCGGCGGCGGCCUCGUCGAGCGCAUCUUCCUCGGCGCCCAGGGCAAGAAGGGCGAGGAGCCCACCUGGGUCCGCCGCGCCAACUGGUAUCUGUCCAAGGACCGCGCGAGCCUGACGGAGAGCGUCAAGCGCAUCGCCGCCUGGGACUUUGACACGGUCGUCCCGUGCCACGGCGACACCCUCGAGGGCGACGGCAAGGAGGUGUUUGUCAACGUUUUCAAGUGGCACAUUGAGGGCAAGAAGUGAUGCUGUCGUUGUCGUUGAUCUCGUUGUGUUUCGACUGAUCUUGUGUGGUGUGUCACUGUAUUGUGCUGUGUCUACGUUUUGGGUUGUGCUGCUGCGAGAGAUACCACUGGCGGGGGGGCGGGCCGGAGUUGGCGAGAGGGUCCGUUGUUGCGUUUCAAUUUGUACUCGCGGGGACGAUUGAGCCCGGAAAAUAAUCACGAGUGAGGUGAUAGUUAUAAUACCACUUUAUAGACUUGCUUUUGGCGACCGCAUCAGCCUCGCAG